Striga hermonthica is the source of this 525-nucleotide messenger RNA. The record is from the annotation of a GenBank genome assembly. NCBI's taxonomy places the organism in Eukaryota, Viridiplantae, Streptophyta, Magnoliopsida, Lamiales, Orobanchaceae.
AUGGAGGUUUCGAGCAAAAUCGUUCAGGUACUCGUCGUGUUUGUUAUUGCUAUUGCAGCAGAGAAAUCAUUAGCUGCAACUCAUGUGGUGGGAGGAAGCCAAGGCUGGGAGCAGUCCACCGAUUUUGAUUCGUGGGCAUCUUCUCAGACAUUCAAAGUUGGAGAUGAAUUAGAGUUCAAAUACACGUCAAUGCACAGCGUGGUCGAACUGAAUGAAGACGCGUAUAAGAAAUGCGAUGUUGGAUCUCCAUUGAACUCGUUCAACGACGGUGAUACUAAAAUCAAGUUGAACAAAGCCGGAACACGAUAUUUCGCGUGUGGGACCGCGGGCCAUUGUGGUGGAGGAAUGAAGGUCAAAAUCACGACUGUUGAAGCUAGCGGCAGCUCCUCCUCCUCCGGCCCGUCAGCCAGUAAUCCACCAUCGACUCCAGGAGCAGCUGCUUCCACCUCAACGGCCUCUGGCAAAGCUCGAUUUUUCGGUUUCUUUGGGUUGGUUGCUGCCUUGAUGGUGGUGUUCUAUAUAUAG